CGGUAACUUGAAAGCGCACGAAUCAUUCGACGAAUGCCUACCUUGGUACUCCCAAAUAUGGAGAAGGAUGCUGCUAGCCAAUCAGAGCUGAGGGCGCACAUACAAAUUCAGCUAAGUUUAAAAUCGCUUAGCACUCUCAUUCGAGUCGAGAACAACAGAACGAUGUCGGAAUAUAACUAUAGCACUUCUGAUCCAGAUGAGGAAAGUCAAGAUCUUGACUUGCGAAUCGAGGAAACGGCCACAGAAAUAAGCGGCAUGGAGACUGGUCCGAGCCAAAGUCCAGUGAGAAACCAACGUUCAAAGAAAAAGAAGCGCAUUAUUCGUCCGAUGUCUCCUGCCAGCGAAGCGGAAUCCGAGUCCAUUCUGACGACGAAAUCUGCAGUGCCAAUGGUACCAUUGAGACGGUCACCCAGAAAGAAGUCAGCACUGAGUGAGACCCACAGAAUAUUAAUGGAAAAAUCUGAUGAGGAAACAGAUGACGAAGGUCAACGCUCCUUUUUCAAGAAUGCAAGAACUAGCACACCUGUAAGAAGAUCUCCAAGAAAACAACCAACAAACAACUCCAGACAAUUACAGGAAUCGCAGUCAGAGGACGCGCUUGAUAAAGAUGACAAUCUUUACAGGAAGCAAAGAAAAGGAGCAUCAAGAGCUGAACCCUUAUUAACCCAACCAGUAGAAAAAGGAGCAUCAAGAGCUGAACCCUUAUUAACCCAACCAGUAGAAAAGGACACAACCCGUAUGACACCCUUGACGAGUAAAACGCAACAGAACAGUGUGCAAGGACAACUAAGAGAGAUAAUUCAAAAUCAGAGGGAAAUUCUUGCCCACAUUGGGAUCAUGAAAAGAGAUUUGCGAGAACUUGCACAAAAAAAAGACGAAGCACAAGCACCAGUCAGUGUCCCAAACAGAAUCAGGAUAGCUGUUAAGGAAUACUUUGCCAAUGGUGAGGACAUGGAUUUGAAAUGGGACUACCAGAAGAGAUUCUAUGACGAGGAGAAUUGUGAAUUGACUGAUUAUAUCAAGAAAAGCGUAAAGGGGGUUGCUCCUGAUGUAGCAAAUGAGGUUUUAGAAGCUGCUGUGAAGAGAUAUUUUACAUCGAAAAAGGAGGCUGCCAAUAGAAAAUCCAAGAACAAGGAUGCUUUGCACAAGCAGAGGCAAGCCACCUAUGAGAGAAAGAAAGAGAAAGUACGACGUCGACUCCAGGCAGCUGAAAAGAAAAACUGGGGAAUGGAAAAGAAAAAAAUGGUGACACAGCUAUUGAAGUCCAAGUCAGCACAUAACCUAAUGUCGAGUGAUGAAGAGGCUGACGAGGGCUUCAUAUCACACCCAUAUUCAUGGGAGAGUGAUACUUGGAGGACAGUAAAAGAAAGUUUGGACAAAAAAUAUUUGGAAGUCUGUCCGUCUAGAAGCAGGAGGCUCCUCCAGAAAAGAACCAGGGGUUCCAUUAAGGAGCAGCAAAGGCCGGACAUAGAGGAGGAGUUCUCCUGGAUUUUUGUAUAAAUUGAAAACUGUAAACCUUUUUGUAAUUAAUGAUUGGUGAAGAUUGCAUGUACUCUUUGUGUAACACAAUAUAUAUAUGUAAAUUAUGAAAAUGUAAUGUGUUUUUAUCUAAAUAGCAUUUAUCAAAAGGAAAUAUUUUCACUAAUAAACAUUUUUUG
Magallana angulata is the source of this 1658-nucleotide messenger RNA. RefSeq lists its product as uncharacterized. NCBI's taxonomy places the organism in Eukaryota, Metazoa, Mollusca, Bivalvia, Ostreida, Ostreidae. The coding region runs from base 34 to 1500 and encodes 488 amino acids. The transcript is spliced from 9 exons. The record is from RefSeq and is a predicted model, not a curated record.